This is a messenger RNA of Chilo suppressalis (striped riceborer), 3521 nucleotides long. Lineage: Eukaryota; Metazoa; Arthropoda; Insecta; Lepidoptera; Crambidae. The record is from the annotation of a GenBank genome assembly.
GGCUUCGGUCCGCGAGGGGAGGGGACCGGAGCUACCGCCUUCGAAACCGGCGCAGUAGUAUACGCGCGCUCGACUCCCACAAGCCGCGUGUCGCUUGCGCACGCGCACCUUUCAAUACAGAAACACAGAGAAAUUACCAAAGACACAACAACUGGAUUACAGUGAACAAACUCAUAGUGCAUCGUUUUUGUGAACACCAAGUGUGUGAUAAAGUGAUAAAGACAAUUGUAACUCUGAGUGCGAUAACUAUUAACUGUUUUAUGGGCUCACAAUCUACGUGUAUUGUGCGCGCUGCUAAUCUAUCCAUCCACCUGUUUCACUUCUGCGGUUGGACUGUGAAAUGUAGUAACAAAAAAUUGCAAUGAGCACCCAUUGUCGUGAGCGACCGCCGUUUGUAAACUUCGUGGGUUGACUACCUGACUGUUGGAGGGUUGGUUUCACAACUCAUCGGGCAACUGAUCGCCUUAUGAAUUUCCAAACGAGAUGUCGGACACCGGUGGAGCAGUAGUGUCUAGGGAAUCGACACCUCGUCCCGUUGCAGACCCUCCUGUAACUGCCCCACUUAGGUCAAGACAUGACCAAUUCCUUGCAAGUUCUGCUGAAAGAGCUCAGCAAAGACCUUCUUCGAGCGGUAGAAAUGCUACCGGAAAUUUUGAAUCCCCUCCUCUACCUUACCAUAGGCAAAUAAACACUGGCUCCUUACUUACUUCUACUCACCGCGAAUCAUCCGCUUUCGUUCCCGUCGUUCCCACAAGGUCUAUGCAUCCUGUGAUAUACACCAAUGAAAUGCAUCCAGCUUUAAUCCCCUCCGAUAUUAUGGAUAGGGAAAGAAUGAUGGAAAGAGAAAGAGCAGAACCUUCAAAGAGUUCACCUGACAGAAAUUCUGGUAACUUCCAAAAAAGGAAUUCAUUUGAUCUUAUGGCCAUGAUGGUGGAGAAGCGUAAAGAAGUGGCGUUACGAGAAGCGGCAGCCGCAAUGCUUAUACCUCAUCACAGGACGUCAUCAAUGGAUGGAAUGAUGUCCGAUGGUUCCUCCCAACCGCCUAUUUAUGGUCCUCCAGGUGCAUUUUUAGGAGCACCUGGACCAUCCCCUACAACUCCUGGAAGUUUUACCUUUCCAGGCGCUGGACUAUUUCCACCUGGUGCUGGUCCACACCAAAUACAUCCGCACUUAGAUAGAAGACUGCUACGAGCACCGGGAAGAGCUUCAAGGCCUAAGAAGCAAUUUAUAUGUAAAUUCUGCAACCGACAAUUUACAAAGUCUUACAAUCUACUCAUCCACGAAAGGACACACACCGAUGAGCGACCCUACUCAUGUGAUAUUUGCGGGAAAGCAUUCCGAAGACAGGAUCAUUUGCGAGACCACAGGUAUAUACAUUCUAAAGAAAAACCAUUUAAAUGUACAGAAUGUGGAAAAGGAUUCUGUCAGUCCAGGACUUUGGCGGUUCACAAGAUCCUUCACAUGGAAGAGUCUCCCCACAAAUGCCCAGUUUGUAGUCGAAGUUUCAAUCAACGCUCAAAUUUGAAAACUCACCUUCUGACACACACUGAUCAUAAGCCGUACAACUGUAAUUCUUGCGGCAAAGUAUUCAGAAGAAACUGUGACUUGAGACGACAUGCAUUAACUCAUUCGGUUGGUGACGUACCUCCUGGAGAUGUCUUAGAUGUAGGAGAAGAAGAUAUCGGCAGACCUGGUUCUCCUAUUGAGCCAGGUUACGAUGAUGAGGACCCUGACAUAUCUUCUCCAGAACAUUCGCCAGUACGUCGAGCACGGUCAUCGUCUAUUGAAAGUAUUGGCCGAGAACAAAGUGAAGAAAGGCCAAGGCGGUCUUCACCUUCACCUGUAGAGCGUACACAUUGUCAUCACAAUGAAAACAGAGACAGAGCCAGCCCCUAUACGAUGCGUCCUCAACAUUCAGAUAAACAUCGUAUGCCAUGUGACACAUACGAGAAACGACGCUACACCUCUGAUGAGAUAAUUGAAAAAGAAAUGCGCUACUCAGAUGUAUCAGAACCACAAAUAAGACACCCUCAGCUGCAAAUCCGAAGAGACUUACAUCAAGUUCCACCACCAGAUCAUUCCAAAAUUGGUCAAAUGACAAGUCCGCCUAUUGAACCUGGGCCCUCAAGUGUAUAUUUGACUCCAUACAGAAAGAGGAGUCAUCCGCCCGAUCUCGGAGAUAAUAUGAGAACUUGUGCUGCAAUAUAUAGAAGUCGUUCACCUGAACCCACAAAUUUGACAAUGCCUCGUCAGUCACUAGGUAAUAGUGACGUGGUGGUCGGUCUACCACCAACUAUUAUGGGAAUCCCAUCAUACCAUAAAUUUGGCUUGCCUUUACCACCACCACAUCCACAAAUAGCUUACGGUCCUGUUGCUCAUACAUUGCUAGGACCACAACAGACCGUUGCUCAAGAUUUAAUUGUGAAACACGCGCCUCCUAAAGAUACAGCUCCAAUUGCUUCUACAAGUGUUACGAGCUGUAAAGAAAGCCCUCAAAGUAACGUGAAGGACCAUGAGGAAAAUAAUUCUAUUUAUAUAGCUAAUGGUAUAAAAAAUAUUGUUGGUAUACAACCUAAUAGUAAUCCUAAGCCUGGAAGCAGUCAGUCUAGCGGACCGAAGAAAGGAUUUAGUAUAGAAGAUAUAAUGCGACGUUAGCGGUAAAUGAACAGUUAAAUUGAAUUUUGUAAAGGGUUUAGUGAGAUAAUUUGUCUUUUUGUCUCAUUACCCACAUAAUUAUAAAUUGGUGUAGUUAUUAAUCCUUUUCGAGAAGUAUUAUUAGUAAAGUACCUAUUCAUUAAUUGUCAUGUAGAAUUGUUAGAGGUAUGUUUGUACGUAUUUGCAAUGUGGAUUUGGUUUUCGUGAAGAUCUCAUAAGGUUUGUUUGUGCAGUGUUUUGUUUACCUCCAAAUUUUAAAAAAACUAGUUUAUCAAAAUUUUAAACUUUUUUAUUUUUAUUUCCUUUGUUAUUGUUGGAUAUGAAUGUAAUUUAAACAAAACAGUUUGACUUUUAUUGAAAUCCAUCAGUGCUGAUAACUUGAAAUAACAUAAGGUUUAGAAUAGUAUAGACUGGUUCUUAGUUGUAUUGACUGUUAUUUAUUAUGUAGUUAUUAGGAUAUGAACUUUUUUGCAAUAAAAAUUAUAUUUCGUUUAGUUAUGUAUCCAUAUUCAUAAAUCGUGAUUUAGUAUUAUUUUUUAGUUUUUUUCGGUGUAAUUUAAUGUAAAUAAAUAUUUUGAUGAUUUGUAUGUAAUAAUUUUAUAGAUGCAGUACGAUUUUAUAAUAAAAUAAUUGUAAUUGUUAAUUUAUAUUGCUGAUGAAUGUUUUGAUAUGAAACAAUUUUCAAAAACUAUUUGGAUAGGAUGUUAUAAAACAUGUUCUUGGAAAUAUAAAGAGAUGUGGAAUAUAGGAUAUUGUGUCAAUGUAUGAAUUUAAAAAGGGACGUUUGUGUCCUCACACAGUGUUUGCUCAUUUAUAUUAAGCGAACUGCAAUGUACAAUAUUUUCAUAAUAAAUUAUAAUGAGAAU